AUGCUGGACUGGAGAGUGGCAAGUGCAUAUUUGAUCCUGGCUGUGACGUUGAUGCUGUGGAGCUCAGGAAAAGUGCUCUCAGUGGAUGUAGCAACAGAGGACUUUGAUUCUGGAGUCAUAGAUGUACAGUCACAGCCCACAGUCAGGGAAGAGAAAUCAGCCACUGAUCUGGCAGCAAAACUCUUGCUUCUUGAUGAACUUGUGUCCCUGGAGAAUGAUGUGAUUGAGACAAAGAAGAAAAGGAGCUUCCCUGGUUUUGGGUCUCCCUUGGACAGACUCUCAGCUGGCUCUGUACAUCAUAAAGGUAAAAAGAGGAAAGUGGUAGAUCAUCCCAAGAAGCGAUUUGGUAUUCCUGUGGAUCGGAUUGGUGCAAACCGGCUUUCAAAUUCCAGAGGCUAAUUGAUUCCAAUGAUGAGUCUUCCUUGGGUGAAAUGUCACAGAACAUG
Choloepus didactylus (southern two-toed sloth) is the source of this 446-nucleotide messenger RNA. It is a transcript of the gene OSTN, whose product is annotated as osteocrin. Gene Ontology annotation, biological process: hormone-mediated signaling pathway. The record is from RefSeq and is a predicted model, not a curated record. Lineage: Eukaryota; Metazoa; Chordata; Mammalia; Pilosa; Megalonychidae. The transcript has 4 exons. The coding region runs from base 1 to 399 and encodes 132 amino acids. Gene Ontology annotation, molecular function: signaling receptor binding.